AUGGAAAGUUGUGAUGUUAAAUUAGCAUCAGUUAGUGAUCCAGAAAGCCUCUUCAUAAGUUCAUCUCACUUUUCAGCUGCACCAUGCCGUGACAAUCCUAUUGUGAAAAGAAAUAAACACCGCAAACGUUCUCGUCGAUUUUGCAUUAGUUCUCGAAAGACCAAACAGCUCUCUGCUUCUACGAAAUCCCGGUCUCAAUAUACGAAUAACUCUAAAUACAAACUAAUAUCGAAAGAGGAUCUUAUCAGCCUUAAAUUAGUCUCAUCGCUUGACUUAGAUGAAGAUCCAGAAGCAAAGUUUUCAAGGACACCACACUGGAUUUAUACUUAUGCGUCAGAAUAUGAGAAAAACGUAUUGAAAACUCAUUUAUUGCUUGGGGAUGUCACAAGGAUCGCAUAUUUGCUACUCAGAAAUCGUAAAUACCAGCCGAUUUUGAUAGAUGUCUUAAAACACUGUUGGCAUUUUUGUCACAGAGUUCCUUUAGCUGAUAUUCAUAUUCGUACGUCAGUUGGUCUAUCAUCACUGAAAUCUGUCCGUUUGGCACAGCAUUCUACAACAAUUUCAAGCUCUACAUUACUGUUUGUUGUCCAGUGGUCUUCUGACAGUGUACUGAAAGGAACAUUGGCUAUUGCAUGCAGCUGUUUACCACCGAAUGGCAGUUGGUACAAUUGUUGUUCGAAGAAGUUUCUACAGACAAUAUCACGCCUAAUUUUGAAACCUGAAGCAAAAAAACAUAUUUUGGAACUUUCGAAAAACUUCUCAGCUAAACCUCAUCAAAUAUCAAGUGUUUCCUUAUUGUCACCCGCGGUAAUAAUGAGUCAGAGUGGUAAUGAUGCGCAUCUAACUGCACACAGUCUAGGAGACAGUGUUUUUCAAAACGCAAAUUUGUACAAAGAUUUAUUAGGUUGUCUUCCAAAAUCAAUUUCAACUAUAUUAAGAAACAACAUUGGUCUGUCUCUAGAGCAUAUCGCAGCUUUCGGGCUUCUUAUUAGUUCCUUCCAUAAUACAUGCGUUUAUGUUUUCAGUGAAGUUAAAACAACUACAGAUUGUAACUCAAGUUCUUUGUCGGAUGAAAGACUCUCUGUUAAUUUAUUCACUGGCAUACAAAGUUUACAUCACGUUGUGUCUUCUUGCCUAUGCAGAUUACGUGAUUCUUAUGCAUCGCUUAUGUCUGCUGGUGCUUGUUUGAAGGCGAGGUAUGAACUUUCAAAUGCAAACUUUCACGAUCUUCAGCAACCUCCUUACAUGCGAAUCGCUCGUGGGCGAGCUCGUCUUUUCGAAUCAGAAUCAGCUGCACGGGAGAAUAUUCGUCGUAUAUUCACUGAAGAAGUCAGUCCUCAUAUUCUUCAUUUAAUAAAUGUUCUAGAGAACUUAAAUCACUCAUUGCGUCGUAUAUCCUCAAAUAUCUUCUUACUUGGCCCAUUUUUCCAUCGUGAUACAUCUUUUGAUGAUAGACACCUAUCCUUAUUAACUUCUAAACAGUGGGUACAUGAAUCCCUUGAAUAUACACAAAAUACUAUACACUCAACCAUUCCCUUAACAGAAUUGGAAUUUACGAUUUUUAUUGAUACGUCCUUUUUUCUUCUCGAAUAUCUCACUUCGAAUGUUUACAAACAUAUUCAUAUGCUAAGUGACAAUAUCCAGUCUUUCAAGCACGAACUGUCACAAACCUACUCCUCCAUUGUUGACACUUGGAUUCCAGCUUACAAAGAACUGUCUACAACUGUAAAUUCACGUGCUGACGUUGAUUUAACAUACUUCUUUUCUUCUUUGCAAAGUCAGUACGAUGUCAUUGAAGCGUGGACUAGACAUCAGCAUGAAACAGAAUUAAGGCAUAUUGGUAGUAACAUGAUUAACCUUCUCACAAAACUUUCUGAUUGUUGGCGCUGUCAGUCUCUUUAUCGAAAUUUAAACUUACCGUGUCGUAAUUUAAGUGUUCCGUAUGGUUCCAGAAACAACCCCUCACAGCCUAUGGUGAAAGAAAUGAAAAUCGACUCGUUAUUGCCUUGGCCACCAAAGCAUCCCAGUUCCGUUCUUACUCAACAUUCAGUCCAAAGAAAUAUACAAGAAUUUCAAAGUAAAACUGCUUGUUCUGCUAACAACGAUUCAGAAGAAUUUGUCUACUCAAGGAUGACAUUUUCUCAAGACAAGUCAAAUAAAAUACCUAAGUCUAAUAUGAAUAUGUCGCACUCUGUGACAGUUAGCAACGGUGGUCGUGAGGUGGAAUCGUUUAUUCGGCAUCAAGGUAGCAGUUAUUGUUUUGAAACUGUGUGUGAUGGUCAGAGUGUUCAAGAUACAUCCUCUGUAUCGCACUCUGUUGAUUCUCAUUCCCCUAACCUUGUUCUUGAGUCACAGUUACCAAUACCUUCUGGUCAACCAUGUCCAGGCAUAAUAACCAAUGUCUCUCCUUUCCACUCUCACCCUCUUCAAAUAACCCGAAAAUUACCUAUCAUUAACGAUUUAUCAGAUUCUUCAGUUUCGAUAAGUCGAAAUACUGAGCAAACUGCUGGCCUCGUAUCGUCGUCUAACGUCAUCUCAAAUACUUCAACGAUGACUGAUCCUGAUAAUAGUCAGUUCGAAUCAGUUUUAUCAGACAUCAGUGGAAGAUCCAUCGGGGAAAAAACGACAGUUAAUUCAUCUGACCAAGAUUCAUGUCGACUUUAUGAAUGCCACUCUAAUAAUAAUAGUCUUUCAACUGAAGCUUCAUAUUUGUGUGAUGCUAAUUUAUGUAGUACACAAAACGAAACUAAUAUCAGUCAAUGUAACCAAAAUACAGAGACAUAUUCACAACCGACUACUUUAGUGCAUAAAAAAAAUGAUAUGUCUUUUCAGACUAACUCACAGUAUCAUGUUGAACCUUUGGAUCAGUCUUCUUCACUUGAUAUGAAUCAUGCACCUACGUAUACUACUCCUAAAAAAGCUUCACCUAUAUCUGACUCAUCAGGUACUUGUUUACCUCUCCUACCUCAUGGUGAGUUUACUGAAGUUCAUCAACAACCUUCGCCACUCAACUCCGAAAAACACAUUAACUCUAUGAAGACGUCUUCUUCUAAAGGUCUUUGUAACAGUAGUGAUGGUACUGGGGUUUUGUCCUUAGAAUUUGAUACAACCAAGUCUACGACAGUGAUGACUUCAGAUUUAGAUAGUCUUCUAGAUAAGGACUCUUCCAUUUCAUAUACGCAACCGAUUUCAGAUAGUCAUAUGAAUUCACAGAAAUCCACAUGCUUCUCUCUUUAUGAUGAUAUUUCAACUGACAGUUAUUCUAAUUGCGAUAUUACCCAAAAAGUUACUUCAGUAUCAUCUACUGACAUCACUGACUCCAGAAAAUUAACGAAAGAAAAAUCGAUAAAGAAAGUAUGUAUUUACUUACCAAACAAUGCUGUCACUAACUGUCCAAUUAAAGAUAUUGUAUCUCAGUGUAAUAAAGAAGAAAACCAUUCAAAUUCAGAUGAACCAGAUAGUUGUAUAAUGUCACUCGAUAGGCGGCGAGCUGGAAAGCUAAAAAGAAAACUGAAAAAAAUUAACCACUCGGAAUUUGCUAAACAGUUAUCUGCUAUUGUUGCAACAACACCUGAAACUUUGGAUACACCUGAAAUCACUUUUGUAACCGAUGGCAAAAAUAAGUUGCACGAUACUCAACAUUUGAGCAAUCUGUGUCCGAUGCCGAUCACUAAUAGUAGUCUUUCCGUAGAAGAGACCUCACAUGCUUCACAUAAUUUAACAAGCAAUAAUGAAAAACAAACAAUAGCUGGUUUUGGAUGUCUUACCUCUUGGUUUCGAGAAAAAACUCUGAAUCCUCAGGCUCCUGGACCGGUCACAGCUGCCAUAUUAGGUCAGUCUAAGCCUUCAGUUUCUUCUAUUUCCAUUGAUCUGACUGUUGAUGACUAA
Messenger RNA from Heterobilharzia americana, 3888 nucleotides. The record is from the annotation of a GenBank genome assembly. NCBI's taxonomy places the organism in Eukaryota, Metazoa, Platyhelminthes, Trematoda, Strigeidida, Schistosomatidae.